GGGGUUGUGGAGCCCAUGCAGAUAGAUGCUGACCCACAGGAGGACCAGCAGAAUGCACCAGAUGUCAACUAUGUGGUGGAAAACCCCACGCUGGUAUGAAUCUAUCCAGGGUUUCCCCCUACUAACAUUGUAAAGGCCCACUUAUUUCAUGUAGACUGGACUCCAAUACCAUACAAAUGACACGUUUCUACUGAGAUCAAAUGAAUCUAUACAAUGGGUAUGUAGACUAUUGAGUGAAAAAUCUACCUUUUUAGGCAUUUGUCUCACUGAGGUGUGUGUGUCUCGGUCUUUCUCUCUCUGUAGGACCUGGAGCAGUAUGCGUCCAGCUACAGUGGACUGAUGCGCAUUGAGAGGCUGCAGUUCAUAGCAGAGCACUGUCCCCAGCUCCGGGCCGAAGCCUUGAAGAUGGCCCUGUCCUUCGUCCACAGGACCUUCAACGUUGACGUGUACGAGGAGAUCCACCGCAAACUCACAGAGGCCACCAGGUACGUGUAGCUGGAGGACAACCCUAGCUUAGCCUGUUGUUGUUGUAGCUGGAGGACAACCCUAGCUUAGCCUGUUGUUGUUGUUGUAGCUAGAGGACAAACCUAGCUUAGCCUGUUGUUGGUGUAGCUGGAGGACGACCCUAGCUUAGCCUGUUGUUGGUGUAGCUGGAGGACAACCCUACCUUAGCCUGUUGUUGGUGUAGCUGGAGGACAACCUUAGCUUAGCCUGUUGUUGGUGUAGCUGGAGGACAACCUUAGCUUAGCCUGUUGUUGGUGUAGCUGGAGGACAACCCUAGCUUAGCCUGUUGUUGGUGUAGCUGGAGGACAACCUUAGCUUAGCCUGUUGUUGGUGUAGCUGGAGGACAACCCUAGCUUAGCCUGUUGUUGGUGUAGCUGGAGGACAACCCUAGCUUAGCCUGUUGUUGGUGUAGCUGGAGGACAACCCUAGCUUAGCCUGUUGUUGGUGUAGCUGGAGGACAACCCUAGCUUAGCCUGUUGUUGGUGUAGCUGGAGGACAACCUUAGCUUAGCCUGUUGUUGGUGUAGCUGGAGGACAACCUUAGCUUAGCCUGUUGUUGCUGUAGCUGGAGGACAACCCUAGCUUAGCCUGUUGUUGGUGUAGCUGGAGGACAACCUUAGCUUAGCCUGUUGUUGGUGUAGCUGGAGGACAACCUUAGCUUAGCCUGUUGUUGCUGUAGCUGGAGGACAACCCUAGCUUAGCCUGUUGUUGGUGUAGCUGGAGGACAACCCUAGCUUAGCCUGUUGUUGGUGUAGCUGGAGGACAACCCUAGCUUAGCCUGUUGUUGGUGUAGCUGGAGGACAACCCUAGCUUAGCCUGUUGUUGGAAAGUGUAUUUUGUUAUUUUCUUUUAGUGUUUGAUUCAUUUGAGGUGUGUUCAGAGAGGUCCAGGUGGCUCCAGAUGCUGUUGUGGAGGGCGGGGCAGUGGACCCCCCUCCUCUGGACACAGCGUGGGCCGAGUCGACCAGGAAAAAGGCUCUGCUCAAACUGGAGAAACUGGACACUGACCUGAAGAACUACAAAGGCAACUCCAUCAAAGAGAGCAUCAGGUGGGUGGGAGAAGCUAUGGUUGUUUGCAAGUAGAUAAUAAACCUGGCUUUAUAUUUAGAUUUGAAUAAUCCUCACCGCCGAGAGGAUCGGCCUGAGUUAGGCGCUGGAUUGAUUUGUAAAUCUAAUCCUCACCUCCGAGAGGAUCGGCCUGAGUAAGGUGCUGGAUUGAUUUGUAAAUCUUGAUCACUUAGAAGUAAUCACUGAGUAGUUGACUAGUAGUAGUAGUUUUUAAUGUAAGGUCAUUUGCAAUGAAAAGUUGUAAAGUAAAUUUGUAGAUCAGUCAUUCUGCGUAGUGUUUUGUUCAGGCCAAAGGGGGAGAAACAUACAUUUUCCUUUCCUGCCUUCUCUUCCUACAUUUGACAUUUUAGUCAUUUAGCAGAUGCUCUAAUCCAGAGCGAUUUACUGGAGCAAUUAGGGUUAAGUACCUUGCUCAAGUGCACAUUGACAGAUUUUUCACCUAGUCGGUUACUGGCCCAGCCCUCUUAAGCGCUAAGCUACCUGCUGCCCCUCUGGUUCUGACCCGAACCCUCUUAAUACUAUUUAUUUUCACUUCAGGCGGGGUCAUGAUGAUCUUGGGGACCACUACUUGGACUGCGGUGACCUCAGCAACGCCCUCAAGUGCUACUCCCGAGCCCGAGACUACUGCACUAGCGCCAAGCAUGUAAUAAACAUGUGUCUUAAUGUCAUCAAGGUAUGUCAUCAUUAUAGUUAGUGGUCAAUGUUCUGAUGUAUUAUUCUUUGUCCAGAGGGCAGAAGGGAGAUAUUCCUCUCUCGUUCUCUCCCUCACUCGCUCAAACUCUCGCUUUCUCUGUGAUCUGAUUAACUCCAGUGACUAACACUAGAGGGCAGUCUUGAUAUUUGUGUCCUAUAGGGUUUCUUCCUGAAGUGAGUGUGUUUUCAUCCAUCAGGUUAGUGUCUACCUCCAGAACUGGUCCCACGUCCUUAGUUAUGUGAGCAAAGCCGAAUCCACUCCAGAGAUAGCAGAGGUAAGUCAUGGGUUCCUCUGAGAGAGAGAACUUUAAGUCUUCUACUGUCUUCUAAAAGACAACCCCAGAAGUGUUCUUCUUUACUGGGGGAAUAUCUUCUUCUUUACUGAGGGAAUAUCCUUGUUAUUUCUGUUUCAGCAACGAGGGGAGAGAGAUUGCCAGAGUCAGUCAGUCCUCACCAAAUUAAAAUGUGCUGCAGGUAAUUCACUCUGUCUUUGUUGUGCUACAAAGAGAUGUACAGAUCACAUUUUCCAGUGUUAAAUCAACAAUGAGGGCUCAAUUUUCAAAUGCACGCUCUUUGGCAAUUUUGACUUGUAAAAGCCAGCAGUCUGCUACUUUCCAACUCUGGCGCCAGGGUUGGUAAGUCACCAGUCAUAUCAGCUCGCUUGCACUGAGGUUGGAGGGGUGGAGAUAUUUGAGGUGUUUCUUUAAAUGUGCGCCAAUGUGCACAUUUCAAGCAGCGCUACUGGUAAAAUGUAAGACUCACCAAAAGCUGGUCUUAGCUGUAACGCAAUUGGUUAUGGCAUCGAUUUUGCCUGCGGAGGUGCACGGUAGCCUAGUCUUCCACUUUCAUCUGUUGCACCUAAACUGUCAAAUCGCAGUAAUUCCGAUCACUGUCAUUGGUGCUGAAUCCACUUGUAGCCAUGGCUAUUAGCCUGUUCGUUUGUUUACCUUUCACGUGGCAAAGUCAAUAACAGGCCAUAUCAACGGCUAUCGUAGGCUAAUCUUAUUAUAACAUUUGGGCAAUGUCCAAUUGUCCAUGGCUCGAACAUGCAGUGCAUUUUCAAAAUGCGAAUGCAAUGUGUGUAAACAAAUAUUUCCAUGUUGAAGCCAGUUGGCUACAUGUUUGUUAUAACUAGGUCUAUUGUAGGGUUAGUGAAUACUAUUUAACAAACUAUUUUCAAUGGAUAGGACAAACAACCAUGCCUCCUGCCAUAGAGCCCUUUUGCCUACGUGUGCACACAGUGCCUUAUGCUCAUGGAAUGAGAGAUGUGAUUUAUGAUAUCAUGCUUCUGACCCAAUCCUAUUUAGAAAUAUUGUUGUUGGUUUAAAAGACAGAUUGAGUGUUUUUGUUUAAUUUGAUGAAUUUAUUAGAAAGAUUUACCAUCCAUGGGUUUAUGGUGAGAACGUACAUGGCUCGAAUGCAAUGCUAUUUUUGGAGAAGUGCAAAUAAGAUCUCCAAGAUGGUUCCAUGAUGUUUAUAAAACAUUACAUUUAUAGCAGUAUAACGGUGAGUGGACAUACCCCCUUUCUCUUUAUAUUGGAUCUUAUUUAACGAACUAGGCUAUAACGGACUAACAUUCGAAUUGGAGUUGAUGACAACUCGAUACAUAAGACUGUAAAUGUAGCAACCAAAUAUUUAGCCAUGGUGCACAUUCUGAUUGGCCACUGAGGCCAAAACUAUUUCUGAAAGUGUGGACCCAUAUAGACAGAGGGACAGUGUUAAAUUAACACACUGCUUAGUGUAAAGCCUUAUUUGCAUAUUCCCCAGAGUGCCUUGCCUUUCGAGUGAAUUGUAGAGUUACCACCCAUUACCGUUUUUGUUAGUGACCUAGACAUGGUUGUUGCAUUCAUACAUUUUCAGUCCUGUGGACUUCACCAAGUCCGAUUCUAAGCGAAUAUGUCAACAUUAAAAUUAAAUUAUUUAAAGGCCCAAUGCAGCCAUUUUUAUAUCAAAUAAUUUCUGGGUAACAAUUAUGUACCUUACUGUAAUAGUUCUCCAUUAAAAUGGACAAAAAUAGCUUGUUAGCACAAAAACUAUUUCUCAAGCAAGAAUCUUGCUGGGACUGUCUGGGAGUGGUCUGAGGUGGGGAUGGGAAAACUUAACUAGCUGUUAUUGGGAGAGAGGUUUGGACCUCUUCUAUAGUUUAAUUUUAAUUUUUUAUUACAUUUCAAAUUACAAUACAAUAGCAAAUAAAAAUAGGACAUCACUACAAGUAUAUCUUUUUUCUUAAGAAACAUACAAUAACAUUAAAGUAAAACAAAUAAAUAAAAAUCACAGUACCUCAAAUAAAAUAAAUUGAAUAAGGUCAGGGGGUUAUAGUGGUAUAAACCAAUUAUAGAGUUGGAAGAAUACGUAGUUAUGUUUUGUUAUUGACUCAUUCUAGAGAUUUUACUAAAUAUUUUAUUUCAAGUAAACAUAUAUUACAUUUCGGGACAGAUUUCAAAUGUUUGUUUUUUGUGUAUGUAAAAUUUACCAGAGAGAGUGAAGAAAAUAACGACUAAUUCAGUAGCUUUAUUUUCAUUUGAAUAAUAACAUAUUACAUCUUCCAUUUAUUAAUCAAUUUACCGCCUGGUGAUGUCACCAUGCAAGCCGAAACUCCUGCCCAUGCAAACAGGCUGAUUAGAAGGUUCUUUGUAAAUUGUAUUUUCAACCAGCAACUAUCAGUAAAUAACACUGAUCUAAUCUUUCAACACUUUUAAAGUGUUAGUUUCACUAGCUGUGCUACUAUAGGAUAAAAAAGACAGGAAAAACUGAAUUUUGACUGCACUGGGCCUUUAACACAAUAGAAUACUUAUUUCAUAAGGCCUUACUUUUAGGGCCUGAAACUUGUGUCUUACAGGCCACUGCAUGCCUGCAAGUCACAUAAUGCUGGUUUGCAAAUUGAUGUGUAAUUCCUAUUGGAAUCCAGCCAGAGUGGGGAUAUUCAAACUUUGGCAUUUUUUAUCAGCCGCAACCUGCAUUCACAACGACUGCCAGGGUUGGGAAGAGUAAGAUAUGAGACUACCUAAAGUAUCUAAACUGGAACAACCAUUUCUGUAAUGGAUGCAAAUAAUCCAAGUAAUAUAUUGGAUUAGUUUAGAAAAUGUAUGUCCUUAUAUUUGAAUAGCAUAAGAUUAAUUAAUCAAUCAAUGUGCAAAAACAUAGAUUUUGAAACAAACAAUUCUAAAAAUAUACCUGCAAUAGAGCAUGCUGGGAAAUAUGACAAUGAUGGGUGUUCUUUUACACCAAUGAGUAUUAAUUUAACACACUGAAAAAUCAACACUAGGUAACAAUGGCCAAUUUACUGUGUACUAAGUGUUUUCACCUGUUGUUCUCUAGAAAGUAUAAAACCACACUAACAACAGAUGCCAACCUUCAACAAACACACUAACAACAGAUGCCAACCUUCAACAAACACACUAACAACAGAUGCCAACCUUCAACAAACACACUAACAACAGAUGCCAACCUUCAACAAACACACUAACAACAGAUGCCAACCUUCAAAGGGUGCAGACGCUCAUGCUAAUGAUUUAGUUUUAAACUGACUAAUCCAUUGUGCUUUUAGUGGGUUUUCUCCCCACACACUCUAACAGGUUAAUUAGACCUCUCCUUCUUUCUCAUUGUUCCUCCUCCUCCCCAUCUGUCUGUCUGUCUGUCCCCCAGGCCUUGCUGAGCUGGCCUCCAGAAAGUACAAACAAGCAGCCAAGUGCUUCCUGCUGGCCUCCUUCGACCACUGUGACUUUGCUGAGGUUAGUCUGCCUGUCUGUGACUUCACUGAGGUCUGUCUGCUUGCCGGUCUGCUUGCCUGUCUGCCUGUCUGCUUGUCUGCUUGCCUGUCUGCUUGUCUUUCUGUCUGUGUAGUACCUUAAAGGUGAAGUCUGUGACUUCCCUGAGUUGUCUCAGUCUGCCUUUUUAAAGGUGAACUCUGUACUUUCGCUGUCCCCUGUGGCCGGAGAAAGGAAGAACAUACAUAGAAAACAAAAUGUUGCUGUUGAUGAAUGGGGAGAGUUUUCCAUAAUGUGUUGUUGUUUAUCAACAAUUGCUACUAGACAAAUGCUAAUGAUUGUUUCUGUUGAUGUGCCAACCUCCUGUACUGCAUGGCGGUAUUGAUUGUGUGUCCAGCUCCUGUCCCCCAGUAAUGUAGCGGUGUACGGUGGGAUGUGUGCCCUCGCCACCUUCGACAGACAGGAGCUGCAGAACAACGUAAUCUCAAGC
Coregonus sp. 'balchen' is the source of this 6460-nucleotide messenger RNA. Lineage: Eukaryota; Metazoa; Chordata; Actinopteri; Salmoniformes; Salmonidae. The record is from the annotation of a GenBank genome assembly.